Diceros bicornis minor is the source of this 981-nucleotide messenger RNA. It is a transcript of the gene POLR3K, whose product is annotated as RNA polymerase III subunit K. Gene Ontology annotation, cellular component: RNA polymerase III complex. The transcript has 3 exons. The record is from RefSeq and is a predicted model, not a curated record. Bases 16 to 342 code for a protein of 108 amino acids. Gene Ontology annotation, molecular function: nucleic acid binding; DNA-directed RNA polymerase activity; zinc ion binding. NCBI's taxonomy places the organism in Eukaryota, Metazoa, Chordata, Mammalia, Perissodactyla, Rhinocerotidae. Gene Ontology annotation, biological process: termination of RNA polymerase III transcription; DNA-templated transcription.
GGCUGGGCAGCCGCCAUGCUGCUCUUCUGCCCGGGUUGCGGGAACGGGCUGAUCGUGGAGGAGGGGCAGCGCUGUCACCGCUUCGCCUGCAAUACCUGCCCCUACGUGCACAACGUCACCCGCAAGGUAACAAGUCGGAAGUACCCGAAGCUGAAGGAAGUGGAUGAUGUGCUUGGUGGAGCAGCUGCCUGGGAGAAUGUCGACUCUACUGCAGAGCCAUGUCCCAAAUGUGAGCAUCCUCGUGCCUAUUUCAUGCAGCUUCAGACCCGCUCUGCAGACGAGCCAAUGACCACCUUCUACAAGUGCUGCAAUGCUCAGUGUGGACACCGCUGGAGGGACUAGGGCCAAACUGGUCCAGCUGCAUCAGUGUCUGCUUACCCUGUUGCAGGGUGGAUUCCUAUCCAAGAGUGUGAACUGCGUGUCCUGAGGGUCUUUGCUGGUGUGGGGGAAAGCUACCCCUUUCAGGAUGGCUGGCCAGGAUGUCAGGAGAUGCAGCCCGUCUGCCAGGCAGGAAAUGAGCUCAGUAACGUCCAGGCAGAUUCUGUGUGUGGGGAGGCGUGACCCUAACCAAGUGCACUCUGUUUAGGGUCCUGUUCUUUCAUCCUUUGUAUUUAUUUGACAAUUGACAUUCUCUUACUAUCAACUGACACUCUUAAUUAAAUGUUUACAUUGUUUUCACAGCUCAUAAAGUAAAACUUAUUAAUUUAGUUCCUUAGAUGUCGCUAAAUAUUUAACUGUUAAUUGCAAACUUGUUUAAUCAAAAUUUAUUCUGAAUAUUCAAUUAAAAUGAAAAGUCUUCUCAGUGUUUUAAAUGCCUUAAAAAGUAGACAUCAAACCCCAAAUCAGGAUUCCAAAAUUGGUUACUCAGGGCUAAACUGGUUACAAAAUUGCUAAUCACGUGAAUUUCAAUUUAUUUAUUAUAUCUAUUCUUGCUUCCUAGGAUUGCAAUAAAUUUUUUAGAUACUGUGUUUUUAAACUUUA